GACGUGACGUGCUGUAAACAGACCCAGCAGAAGGUCUUCAACCGUCUAAACUUAAUCUGUAAUAAAGCCUGUCCGCUUGAUUUUACUAAUGAAGUAGUUCCUGAGUUCCUAAGACGGUCUUUAACAGCAUAUAAGACUGCCACAUGUUUUGACGAAAGUUUGUUUGUUUGUAGAUGGUUUGCUUGAGCUCUGGCUUCAUGGCGAGUGUCGGGAAAUCAACCAGCAAGAUUAAUAAAAGAGAAACGAGGCCUCGAACUCCAUCAGAUAAGAAGCUCUUGAGAAGCUGUGAGGAGAUCUCAUCGUCGUCAUCAUCAUGUGUGGGUGAGGAAGAUCGCAGCGUCGCUCUGAACGGACAUGACAUCCAGAGUCUGGCCAUCACAGCACAAGACCUGGAGAGGCUGCGAGUCCCUAAACCGCCUACAGAUUCCCAGAAGCCCAAAUCCAUGACCCGCGUGUACGUACGUAAGAUACGCCCCCCAGACGAACUCGGCAGAAAGGUCAGGGUUACCGUAGCGAGGCCCCUCCCACAAGAUGAUGCUCCGCCUUGGCCAUUUGAAUAUGCAGGUCCCGGUGGGCCGCGGUUUGAUGCGCAGGGGAUGGUGCUGCCGCACAGCAUUCUGGGAUGCCUUGAGGAUUUUAAGACAGAGAUGCAGCUGCGAGGAGAGACGGAGCUGGUUUGGCGGAUUCCAGACGGACAGACACUCCCCCCUCUAGUGGUGGAGACUGAGAAUGACAGCGAUAAAGCUAAAGAUCUUUCAGAAAAGGGGCGGAGCCACCAGAGCCACGCCCUCCAGCACUGGUACCGUCACAUGACGGAGAGACGCAGACAGCAGGACUUCAUUUCACGGUUCCUGCAGAAGCCAGCGGCGUCUCUACUGAUGAACCGCUCCGGCAGAUUCAGACGGAUCCAGGAACAGAGGGAUCGGAUUCAAAGAGGACAUGAUCGGCGUGUGGGCAGUGAGUUCUGGAGCCUCCCGCAGCGAUACGGAGACGAGAUGAGCGGGAUCACAGCCACUCUCACACGGAGCGAGAGAGGAAACCCUCCAGACGCCACGCGCAUCGGACAGACGCUCGCCACACGCCUGGAGUCAGGUACUGUGGCGUCUGACGCAGUCAUCAGCGGCUGGGAUCAGAGUUUGUACCUGCAGCAGCGGCUUCAUGAACUCAAGGACACGCUGAGAGACUUCAGUCCUGAGGUCGAGGGUCUGGAGGUGCUCGGCUCUGGUCUGUCAGAAACACGAUCUCCUCUGCCGGACGACAGAGAAGAGGAGGAGGAGGAUGAAGAGCAGAAGGAAAACGAAGACCCUCUGGCGCUGUUUGAUGAUGUCAUCAGCGAAGUGGAGCUGCGUCCCGCUCUGAGGGUUUGUGGGGAUCUGGCGCUCUGGACCGGCAGCAGUUCCUCCCACCAGGGGCAGGAGGGCGUCUCUACCAGGCUGAUGUUUGAGACGGUCAUGGGACAGAGCGUGAGCACUGAUCUGGAGCUAAAGAAUGAAGGAAGUACUGCGAUUUACUACAGCUGGGAGAGGCUGACACCAACACACUCACACACUCAACACUUCUACUUCAACAACACUACAGCGGCGAUCUUACCUGGCAGCACUAAACGCAUCAGCUUCACCUUCAAGAGUGCGUCUGCGGGCAUCAUGACUGAGGUGUGGCGUUUGAACACACACCCGGUGCUGAUGGGCGGAGCUUCACUGCAGGUCACUCUCAGGGGCGUGGCCUUAGAUGAAGAUAAAAGUGCACAGCAGAGAGCGGCACUCGAGAAGGAGCUGGAGCGGAAAGCGGCCGUGUCGUUGUGCCGAUGGAUCAUCACGGAUCUGCUGAGAGGAGUUCGUUCUCCAGAACGGCCGAGCUCUCCUGAUGAUCUCUACGUCACAGAUGAGGAGCUGUUCCUCACGCACAACCCUGAUUUGCAGUACCACCGUGAGCCUGUGGAGGCGCUGCGGGGAUUAUGGGAGCAGGUCAGCGGCCGACACACACCUGUUUGGGAUCUGUCAUUAAACACACUCAGACAGGUGGUGCUGUCCAUUCCUGAGACAGAUGGUGAGAUCAGAGAGACGUGUUUGAGUCAGUUUAACUCACUGAUGCUGGAGCUGCAGCGGCCGCAGAUACACACACCACCUGUGACAUCACACAUCAUCAGUCUGCAGUUAUGGAGGGAGCUGAUGGACGGUUUAGUCAACGAGUCUGUGAGAUUGAGACACAAACUGGGGCUUCCAGAGAACAACACCUGGAGUGAGACGACACACAACCACCACACCUUGGAGCAGAAGGAAGAGCAGAGGACAGAGGCAGCGCUGCUCAUGAAAGACGCCAUGAGACGAGCAAGUGUUCGAGAGCUGGAGGAGUCGAGAGCAGCGGAGGAACGUGGGAGCGUGAAGAAACUCGUGCCAGAAGAGAGGAGGACGGGUGCAGGAGAGAGAGACUCCAGCUUUACCACUGAGAGUGCUGAACACAAACACACACCGCAGGACACAUACAGAGCACUGCUGCACACACAGGUGUAUGCGCUGAUGGAGAGGAUGGUGGAUUCUCUGUGUGAUUUACUCCAUGACUCUCAGACAGCAUAUUAAUACAUCUGCCUGUCUGUGUUUCUCUAGUUACAUGUCGUCUAAAGUGUCAAAUCUUAAUUGUAUUGGUCAGUAUAUGUACUUUUACUGCUCAUAAGUACAUCUUUCCUUCAGUUUGAAACACUUGAAAUGGUUGUUCAACUCUGAAAUGGUUCAGUAAUGAGGAAGGAAGUUUAUGAGCGCGUCCUUCAAGCUGUUAAGUUCAAAAGGUUUAGCUGGUUAUUGUCACUUCUCUCUGCUGCUGGAUGAUGUAACUGCGCCAUAUGAGUCUUUAUUGUAUAACCGUCUGAUCAAUAUAUUCUGAUAAAAAUAAAAAAAGUGCUUACUCCUAC
Megalobrama amblycephala (Wuchang bream) is the source of this 2905-nucleotide messenger RNA. Its product is annotated as mycbp associated protein. Lineage: Eukaryota; Metazoa; Chordata; Actinopteri; Cypriniformes; Xenocyprididae. The record is from RefSeq and is a predicted model, not a curated record. Bases 174 to 2576 code for a protein of 800 amino acids. The transcript is spliced from 19 exons.